Auanema sp. JU1783 is the source of this 489-nucleotide messenger RNA. NCBI's taxonomy places the organism in Eukaryota, Metazoa, Nematoda, Chromadorea, Rhabditida, Rhabditidae. The record is from the annotation of a GenBank genome assembly.
CUGGCUGUUUUCAAUCAUUUGCUUGCAUAUGUAGACUCUCAACUGUAUGCUCGAUUGUCCGAUUUGGAUUUCUAUCCAGAACUAUUUGCCAUUCCAUGGUUUUUAACUUGUUUUGCUCAUGUUCUACCUUUACACAAGCUCUUCCAUGUUUGGGACGUACUUUUGUUGAAAGAUUCCUCUUUUCCCCUUUUCAUUGGAUUGGCGAUCUUACGACAAUUGCGUCAUCGUCUAAUUGAAGCUUCGUUCAACGAUGCAAUUCUCCUGUUUUCUGAUUUGCCAGACUUGUCCAUGGAGCGUGUAAUAUCAGAUUCACUAAUGUACUACGAGCGAGUACCACCCAGUUGCGCAUUUCGUCUGAACGGCGAUCUGGAAUCAAGUAUGAGGGUAGAUGAGCCGGGCAACCUCAUUCCAACCUUCUGUAAGCUUAAACAUCAUGAACUCAAAGCUUGGGACUGUCCUCGUAUGAGUAAAGAGGAAUUUGUUUGGAGG